AUGACCGGCACAAAUCGCGCGAAUAGCGCUGUGGAAGCGGUCGAGCAUGAAAUGAAACAGGUACAAAAUCGAGUUAAACCACAACGUCCCGAAUUUCCAAAUUUGCUCAGCUACACGGCUGUGAGACAUUUUCUGCAUGCACUGGAGUUAUGGGUUUGGUCGUGCAUUCUCAACUUGGCAUGCAUCCAAUGGAUAGUCGUGCAGGUACAGAAAACAUUGAUUCGUGUCCUACAAGUUGGACCAUUGCCAAAGCACGUUUCUUUCAUUAUGGAUGGUAACAGAAGAUAUGCAAAGUCCUUGAGCAUGCCCACAAAAUCUGGCCACGAAGCUGGUGCUGUGACGCUGCUGAAUUUACUCGCCGCGUGUAAAAGUAUUGGGAUCAAGACUGUCUCUGCAUACGCGUUUUCCAUAGAGAACUUUAACAGACCUCGCGAGGAAGUCGACGUUUUGACAUCCUUGCUAGCCGAAAAGCUUGAUGAAGUUGCGCACAGGGCGCAAGAUCGUAACAGUGAGCUUUACGGACUUCGCUUGUGCGUCAUAGGUGAAAGAUCCAUGAUCUCAAAAAAUCUGAACGACAAAAUUACGCGUGUUGAGAGAAUGACUGAUGCAGGCGAAUCCAUGAUUUUGUAUAUUUGUUUCCCGUACACCUCCCGAAACGACAUUUACCAUGCGGUUUAUGAUGCCGCAGAGGGCUGCAAAUACCAUGGCCAACGGGCAGCCGAUAUUGAUGUCCAAAAUUUCACAAAACGGAUGUUUUUGGGAGACUACGCCAAUAAAUGUGAUCUUCUGAUUCGCACCAGCGGCCACACGCGGUUAUCGGAUUACAUGUUGUGGCAAGUCCACGAAAACGGCGUAGUCGAAUUCACUAACACUCUGUGGCCAGAUUUUUCAUUUAUCGAGUUUUUCUCUAUGCUACUGAAGUGGAGUUUUUUCACCAGUUUACAGCGUCGACAGCUGGCCAAAGUUUCGCUUAGAUCUCAAACAAUGCACUUCCUGAAGGAUAAUUUGCUCCCUUUCAAGCGCAAGCAGAUCUCUUAUGAGGACUUACCAGAGGCACCGCAGUCGGUGUCUGUGGUAUUACGCCAGUAA
Messenger RNA from Lachancea nothofagi CBS 11611, 1089 nucleotides. NCBI's taxonomy places the organism in Eukaryota, Fungi, Ascomycota, Saccharomycetes, Saccharomycetales, Saccharomycetaceae. The record is from the annotation of a GenBank genome assembly.